This is a messenger RNA of Lecanosticta acicola, 2469 nucleotides long. The record is from the annotation of a GenBank genome assembly. Lineage: Eukaryota; Fungi; Ascomycota; Dothideomycetes; Mycosphaerellales; Mycosphaerellaceae.
AUGCACUCUUCCACAACAACACCUGCCACACUUCGACCCGUACGCCGCACAUCCUCCACCGCCUCCACUCCGCACACCACCGGCGACGAUAUGGGCUCUCACGAGAGCCAAGAGGUGUCGCACUACCUCGCGAUUAUGCAGCGCUCGCUGAAGCCACCUUGCGACCGCGUUGCCGUCUUGAGUAGCCUCCGAAUGGCCUUCGAUACUGUCACCACGAAGACUGGAGCGAUACGAGCGCCCGAACUCCUCUCGCUGAUGAGUCCUGGCAUGCACGAGCAGCUCGUCAGCGUGAUCCAAAGCGGGCUACCAAACAAAAAGCGGCUGAUGACACACCUGCGGCACUUUGAAAACGCAGAGUUCUGGCGCUUGGGAGUUGUGGAUCUAUAUGGAUUGUUUGGCGACAGCGGCGUCAAACUCUCGAUGCUACGCAAAGCGCGCUUCUUGGAAAAGUACUGUGACGAUGCAGAGGAGGCGAUGGGUCUGCUUCAAGACGCGCGGAGAAAGCGAUACGAAGGCACCACGCAAGUUGGAAAUCGGGCGAAAGGUCUGGAAUGGGCGCCGGUGGAUGCCGCUGCCGCCCUUGAGCGCGCUCGCGAGGACCAUCCGAGUCGAAGCGGCGUCACAUCACGAGCGUCAAGAGCAGCGUCGGCGACGAGUUCACAAGAUCAGGAAGACGAGACAGAGACUACAAGCGCUGGUUCGCCCGACUCGGAAGAAGGGCUGAGUCCUCAGCAAGGACAAAGUGACGACGAUGACACACCGCCGUCGCCGGCGAGCGAAGAGGAUGAAGCUGUGGACAACACAUUGGCGGCGACGACAAUACUGGACCGAAUGCGUUCCUUGCACGGUUCCCAAGGCAUCAAUCCCCGCACGCCGGAGAUGGCCCGUCGCAAUUCCGCCCCGCCGCGCACGGACGACAGCAGUUUUCAAUCUCUCGCGACUUCCACCUCACCCGAAACAUCAACACCUACAUUCAACGACACUGCAAAACAGCACGCGCACCACACGCAAGACGAGCGCGCCACCCGACUUGACUUGCAAGUUCACGACGACGACGACGAUCAGCUCCAGCAACUUUACUCUGACGGUCUCGCGCCAGAAGAGGACACGUCACUGUUCCAACUUGAGCCACCUGAACCGCCUGCCACCGAACCCAAUUCUCCCAGUCCCUCUGCGACGGAAGAGACUCCACGCGCUGCGCUCUCCAAGUCGAUUAUUGGCGCACACGCUGCACCCCAGCGACAGUCUUGUCCCGAACCUGCUUCCCCACAGCUCAAUUACUUGCAACACGUCAACAUGUCGAAGCGCCGCAAGUCCACCUCUUUCUUCGAGCCUAGCACAGCGAAGCGCCGUAAUCAAGGCGAUGCCGACGAACCUACUCCUUCCUUCAACCCCGAGACGUUCGACAUCACCAACGAGGUCCUCGACGAUUUCAUCCGCCAGGUCGCGAAGGGUGACAGCUUUCAGGUUGAAGAUCAUGCACCGAUAAAAGAUGUCGUGGAAUCCCUGCAACAGUAUCGAUUUGAUCAUGUGGACGAGGAAGAUGCGGACGAAAACAGUGACGUUGACAAGGACACACACAAUAUCUUCAUUCAGGUUGGCACUGCUGUCUACGCCUCCGGUGGCCAGCGCUCCAUACUUGUCUGGGCAAACUACACCACCAAGCGCUUGGUGCUCUUCUGUCCCAAAGGAUACUCCAAAAGUGUCGUGAGUGAUCUCACUGCCGCCGCUCAGCUCAACGACCCUCUUCUACUCGAUCUGCGAGACUACUACCUCGAGCAGCCUCAAGCGCAGCCUCAACCCAGUAAGGAUCAUGCGUGCGUUGCAUCUGUCGUCGCAGGUCUUGUGACUGGAGCUGCGAGACCCUCGCCGUCCUGCACCGCUGGCCUGAGUCUGUGGUGUUACGUAGUCUACUGCUUCAACCAGCAGAGGGCACCGGACGGUCAGCAGGCGAUCAAUUUUCGGAGUCAGAAGGACACUGAGGCGGACGUGUUUCAAGACUUCCAGGAAAAUCCGGGAUGGAAGCCUGGAUCCAGCAGAUCCGUUCUCAGCUCCGGCGUCAAGCUCUGCGGAGCCUUCUUCGAUGCCUUCAAUGAUGCGCAGCAAGAGGUUUGCGCCGUGCGCGACGAAGCUGUCGCAGUGCGCAAGCUACUACAGGCUCUUCGCGUCCCUGCCCAGCCCGAAUCGGAGGAAAUCGGCAAGCUACGAAGCGACAUUGACUCCUUGCAAGCGGCUGUCGCGAUCUCUCCGGGACUCGCUUCUAUUCUCAACGACAAGCAGAAGGAACUGGCUACAGCUCUGGAAGGAGUCCGUGGCGCUGAACUGCCCAUAGUCAGUAACCUUGACACCGCCAUGACGGCCGCUAUUGCGGAUGCGACAAUGGUUGAAAGCGCUUUUGGAGAAGCGAUCAAGCGGCUCCGAGAGCAGACUCUGCGGGAUAUCGAGACGCUGCAGGCCCGUCUUGGGUGA